AAAAAGUCUAAGAAAGCGGCACAGUGCACGCCAAAGUAACGUGAUCGGAGCCUCAGCACGCAGCAAUGGAUCCAUACAUCAGAGACAUGUUGCUGACAACACUCAUCCUCGUCACUCUGCCACACCUCGCCUGCGACAUGGUGUGCCCCAGGAGCUGUAAGUGUUUUCCCAACGGAUUAGUCUUCUGUAGCGGGGAUCGAAUCGCAGACAUACCAGAGCAGAUGCCUGACAACACUUACACACUGUUGCUCAAUGACACAAAGAUGAGUGUCAUAAAGCAGCUGAGCCUGGAUAACAUGAAGCUCCUGUCGCGGUUAAGUCUAACUCACAGCCAUCUAAGGAAAAUCCAUCCCCGUGCCUUUCACGUCACUCCUCAGCUCCUGUCCGUCAGACUGUCCUUCAAUGAUCUUUACACCUUUCCUGCUGGAGUUUUCAAUCCACUGACCAAUUUGCAGCAGCUCUAUUUAAAUGGGAACCAGUUGGAGACCAUUACACCGGAUAUGCUGGAAGGACUUGCUGGGUUGUCCGAGUUAGAUCUGAACCGCAAUCAAAUUUCAACUCUCUCCCCAGAUGUUUUCAGAGGACUUACCAACCUCACCUUUCUGAAUCUGGGGAAAAACAACAUUAAAACACUUCUACCCUUCAUUUUUCACUCCCUGUCUUCUCUUCGCCAACUCAUCAUUUAUUACAAUGAACUUGAGUCGCUAGAAGCCGGCACGUUCGAUGGACUUGUUAAUCUGCAGGACCUCAGAAUCAACCAUAAUCAAAUUGUCAGUUUUGCUCCUGAAGUAUUUUGGUCACUGAGGAAUCUCAGAAACCUCACCCUGUCUAACAACCAACUUCAGACUGUUCCAGAAAAGAGUUUCUACAACAUGCCCAAUCUCAGCUUGCUUACCCUUUACAAGAACCCCCUACUAUCUCUGCCAGACAAGCUAAUGGGUCACAUGCCUAACAUGAGGGAAUUCAACUUGUAUGCCACAAACCUCACGACUGUUCCUGGAAAUUUGUUUGCUAAUAUGUCUGGACUGUUGAUACUUAAUUUAUAUUCCAAUACUAAGCUGAGGGAACUACCUUCUGACCUGUUCUGCUGCCUUCCCAAACUCCAGGAGCUUUCACUGAUAUUUAAUGACCUCCAUUACCUAGAUCCGAAUCUUUUCUCCAGUCUGACCUCACUGGAGGCAUUGCGUCUCAAAGGCAAUAAGCUGCAGAGCCUAUCAAGAACCAUCUUUCAGAGCCUUGGAAUGCUUUCGACCAUUGAUUUGAAGAACAACUACCUUGAGACGCUUCCUGGAGAUAUUUUCUUGUCAAAUAGAGGUUUGACUGCCGUUAGCCUGAGCAACAAUCUGUGGAAUUGUACUUGUAUUAUUAAAGAUCUUGCCAGAUGGGUGAGAGAUAAUAAGGAUGUGGUUCUUGACAGUGAGGAUGUGAUGUGUCACAGUCCAAAGUAUCAAAUGCUGCGCACCCUUGGCAGUCUGCACAAUGAGGACUUUGACUUCUGCGAUGCUCCAAGAGUGGCAGAACAGUGGAACAGCACACCAGCAUCAACUACCACUUCAGCAACUCCACAGUCUGAGGACACGAUGACUCUCGAACCUAUUUCAAGAAAAAUCACUUCAACGGUAAAACAUCAAACUCCAUCAUCAUCAACUUCUCUUGAAACUCCUGCUGCUGAUGAGCUACCUGACAGUCAUUAUACUCACGACAGGUCACCUCCCUUUUAUGACAAGUUGGUGGUUGAACAGGGGCCUGAGUUUGUCCACCACAACCUUCAUGGCGGCUGGGUGUAUGUGUGGUUUCUGCCUUCAGAUGCAACACUGUUUGGGCUCCUCAUGUUUUGUCACAUCCUUCUGGUGGCCAUGGGUUUCUUCCUCAUUCUUGCCUCCAUAUACGGCAUGUAUCGCCUCAACAAAGCCUUGGAGGAGCUGGAUGAUAAGCUCAUACUCAUGCAUGAGAAGACAAUGGUCCUGUCACUCAUCUGUCAUGUGCUCCUCCUGUUCUGUUUCCUCAACGCUGAUACUUUGGCCUGUCCAGAAUCAUGCCAUUGCUUUGGAACCAAAAUCCAAUGUAAUGGCGUUUCAGACUUUCCAGUUUUUCCUUCAUCUACCACUGACAUCUACAUCUACAACUGCAAUAUCAGCGCUGUAAAACCAGAGGACCUGAGAGGUUUUGCAAGCACCCUUGUUCAGUUUUUGAUGAAAUGCACUGAGUUGACAGAAGUGUUGUCUGGGACAUUUGAUUCCACUCCUGACUUGUCUGUCUUAGUGCUUACAGAGACUGAGUUGCAAGAUUUCCCUGAAGCCUUGUUCCACAACCUUCAAAAGCUCAGUUCUCUGAUUCUGAAGAGGAACAAGCUCCUGGCACUCAAGCCAACAUGGUUUUCCUCAUUGCAUAGUCUGAAGACCCUUGACCUGAGUAAAAACCAUUUCACAGCUAUACCUGUAGAAACAUUUCAUAGUCUCACUGAGUUAGAAUACCUAAUACUUUCAGGAAACAAUAUCACUCAAGUUUCUAAAGACAGUUUCAAAGGACUUUCUAAUCUGAAGAGUUUACGUCUAAACAAGAACUCCAUCAGGGACAUCCCCCUUGGUACUUUGGAUGAUCUUGUUAACGUACAGGAAAUUUCUUUACAAGACAAUGUAAUUAUUUUUCUCCACCAAGACCUUUUCUCCAAGACUGAGAAGCUUCAGAAGCUUUUCCUCUCCCAUAACAGGCUCACAUCCCUCCCAGAAGGACUCUUCUUGAAUUUGCCCCUCCUUUCCCAGAUCUCCCUAUAUGAAAACCAGUUGGAGAGUCUGAGUCCAGGUGUGUUUGGGCCUAUGCCUCUCAAAGAGUUAUGGCUAUAUGACAACAGGCUGAGCCAUCUAGAGGGCGGCAUAUUUAGGAACCUGACCCAACUGCGUCUCCUAGUGCUUAGUCGCAACCAGAUUAGCUAUGUGUCCAUUGAAGCUUUCAGAGGGUUAGAUCACCUGGGUGAAGUGUCACUUCACACCAAUCGUCUCACAACUCUCCAACCUGGUACUUUCCAAGGUCUGCCUAGCCUAGUCAACAUUUCCUUGGAACACAAUUUCAUCCAAUCUCUCCCCAUGGGCUUUCUUGAUGGUUUGCACCCGUUGGGUCAGAUAGACUUGAGAAACAACUCCCUUACCAACCUACCUCAGAAAAGUCUAGAUGCUCUCACUGUGGCAAAUGAAAUACUCCUGCAGCAAAACCCCUGGAAGUGUGACCAGGAUAUUCGGCCACUUAGGGACUGGUUGAGACAGCAUCCAUCGAAGACCAACCACAGCCUUGUGGUGUGUCAAACACCAUUCAGUCUGAGUGGUGAGAUGAUUGCCUUGCUGACAGAUGAGAAUCUGAAGCCUCUCAGCUCUACUGAGGAACCUGUAGUGACACCAACGGAGCGGAUAAAGAAUCCCAACGCUGCUUCAUCUAGAUGGACCACAUCUUUACCAGCUCUUAAGACAACAUCACCCACUGAGCAGAAUGUGGUCACCAGCAGUGGGCAUGAAGAAGAGAAGCUGAACAGCACUCAAAUCAUCAUUAUCAUUGCAGUUGUGUGCACCGUCAUCAUCAGCAGUGUCAUCAUAUGCUGUGUCUGCUGGAGGAGGAAAAAGACAGACAGUCGUAACCUGCGAACCAGCAACAAGAACUACGUGCUCUAGAUGAUACAACAUUAGUGACGACAUUAGGACUUCAAAAGCCAAGAAAACUGCACAAUGACUGCUGUGGUUUACAAGGAAACACACCUGGAGAUGGCAUCUGCUCCUGAAAGAUAGAGUCUACGAGCACUGAUAAACAACAAGAACAAGCCAUUUAACAGAUGUGUCUUUGGUUUGACUAGCCUUUUGGUUUCAAAACAUCAAAUUUACGUUUUCAUUCCACUGCAAGUUAUGAAAACGACAUCCAUCUUACUAAUGGUAAAAAUACAUAUCCGCUCAGUUUACGGAAUUCAACCGUGUUCAACAGGUAGUGAGUCUAAAAAGAAUACAGUUGUUCAACUUUAAAAAGUUGUGGUAACAUGGUUACAUGGCCUUUUAUCAGUAAUUCCAGCAACUUAGCCAUAACUGAUUAAAUACCACGAGACAUUUCUAGUAAGGCCAUCUCAAGUUUAAUAAAACAUUCACUGAAGUAGUCUGAGUACACUUGAUUUGUAUUGGAUUAGACAAAUUAAUUCUUCUGUAUUUUAAUUCCAUUCUACUCAAAAACUUUGUAAAUUACUACCUUAACUUUUGAGGAUUAUUAACAACAGUGUUUGGGGAUUUAUAACAUAUUUCACUGAUAUCAGACUACACACAGCAGUUCCAGUUGUAUGUUCACACUGUUUAUUUUAAAACGAUUGUCAGCCAAUAUCAAACUGUUAAAAAAACAUGAAUUUUGUAACAUCCUGUAACAUGUUAUCAACUUACUACAAUGUGUGCAUGUUAAAAAAUGAACUUUAUGCUGAAGAUGCUCUUUAAUUUAAGAUAUACACACAAAAUCCAUAAAACAUUUUUCUUAGAGUCAACCUGUAUUAAAUCUGCUGUUCAACAAUUUCAGGAAGGAGUCCUUUCUUUUGCAGUAUGCUGAUUAACCUGUGGAGUUUAAAUUCUAUUCACUGAAUAAAUACAUUGCUUUUA
Messenger RNA from Thalassophryne amazonica, 4613 nucleotides. RefSeq lists its product as uncharacterized. Bases 66 to 3659 code for a protein of 1197 amino acids. Gene Ontology annotation, cellular component: extracellular matrix. Gene Ontology annotation, molecular function: protein binding. NCBI's taxonomy places the organism in Eukaryota, Metazoa, Chordata, Actinopteri, Batrachoidiformes, Batrachoididae. The record is from RefSeq and is a predicted model, not a curated record. The transcript is spliced from 3 exons.